Messenger RNA from Cooperia oncophora, 354 nucleotides. The record is from the annotation of a GenBank genome assembly. Lineage: Eukaryota; Metazoa; Nematoda; Chromadorea; Rhabditida; Trichostrongylidae.
AUGGUGGGUCGAGGCUUGAAAACCGGUACGUUGAAUGUCAGAAGUUUCUGGCAAGCCAGUGUAGCUGACGAGGAACGAGCUAGGAGAGAAGCAAUCCGUUCCGCCUCAUCAAAGCCGUACAGCUUUCCACGAUGGCGGUCUUCAGACGCGCUAUCGGCGUCGCUGGUGGCGUCAAACAGCGUCGAAGUGCCGAAGGAUAGUCGCAUCCCAGAGCAAAGGCUGCAGAAGAUGAAAGAAACCGAGAGGCUAGCGGAAAUUCAUAAAGCCUAUAUUCAUGAACAAGUAGGACCGCCUCAAACUCUUCGUAAAGGGAAGAGCCUCGAUUCAUUGGUCCUCCAAGUCGAUCAUCAACCA